Messenger RNA from Spirodela intermedia, 20367 nucleotides. Lineage: Eukaryota; Viridiplantae; Streptophyta; Magnoliopsida; Alismatales; Araceae. The record is from the annotation of a GenBank genome assembly.
AUGUCUUUGUACAUGGAUGACCGUAGCAUAAAAUGUUGACCUCUUCAUUUGUUGACUUAUAUUAACAUGACUCAUAAACCUUUGACAAGUCCUCUUGCUACUGUGGCCAUAAAUCACUACAUUUUAUUUUCAUUUAGAUCAAGAGAAUUUCUAAAUUAUUAAAAAAAUGACUGAAAAUAUCUUUAUAAAUUCCUUAAAAUUAAAAAAAUCUAUUUUUCAAUAUUAACAUGAUUAAUGUCCUACGAGUUGUAAAAUAAUGAUCAAAGUUAUAGAUCUUGGAUAAUCACAUUAGCCCCUAGAUUAAAAAGGAGAAAUAUAUCGCUAUCACAUAAUUUAUAAAAAUUAUCCACUUACAGAAUUUAUGAUAGGAUCCUAAAACCAGUACUAACAUAUUUAACUUAAUUAAUUCAUAUGUUCUGUCGAUUAAUGUGAAAGCUACUUUGUAUUUAGUUUAGUUGUAAUAUAAAUAGAAUAAAUUAUCAACUAGUAAUGAUUUAAAUUAGGGGGAAUGUUAAUCCAUCAUUUUCAUUUGAUAAUCAAGGUAAAAUCAGAAGAAAUACUAUCUUAACCAAUGUCAAAUGUAAUGAACUAAAUGAAAGCAUUAAAACAGAUUGUAGAGUACAGAUCAUGAAUUUUUACCUAAAUCUGGAUAUGAGUCUUGAGAAAUAUUACCUUUUUGCAGUUGAUAGUGUUCAGGAAGCUAGAAAUUUUCUAAGAUUUAUAGAGGAAUUUACCAAGGAAGUCAAAAUGCAAUAGUAAUGCGCUGAAAACGUCAGGCCCAAGAAGAAAAAGCCGUUUAUUGGGGGAUAAAUAGGCAGACCUUAGGGCGGGAAAGGGGGCCUUUCCGGGGAUGGAGGAGUUUCCAUUGGCAGUGGUGCGAAAAGAGCACAACAGGGGCACAAACGAAGCCUUCACCUACAAUAGUCGACCUCUCUCCAUAUGAGGGGCAGAGACUAGCAGGAAAGAAAAAUGGGGAAACUUGUGAACUCUUGUUUUGCGUUCGAAUCGCGUUUUACUUUCAGUUCUUAUUAGUCUACUUUUGUGGGUGACAAGCACACAAUAGCAUUAAACUUUCUAUCAGCUCUAACUCUUGCUGUUAUAUUGAUAUUCGAAUUUUAUUUCAGCUACUCCAUUUUCAUCCUUUGGUGACAAAUUGGGGCAACUUCCGUUUCGAUUUCUAAUGUAGGUUGCCGACGGGUUGUAUUUCUUGACAAUGAGUUUAGAUAUUAGUUUGUCUGAGAUUUUCUAGACCAAUCUAUUUCCCCAUUCCAUUGCUGGAGGGUUGAGAUGCGUCGGCAGGUGUCUUUCUCUUCCAAUCCUCUGCUCUCCCUCUCCUCUCCGUGCAUCCUUCUACCACCAACCUCUGAUCAAGGUACCGCAGAACUUGACAAUCUCAAUAGAACACCAAGUACAUAAGAACUAUGGAUGGAGAAGAAAGAAAUUAAUCUCCUCAUCUACUCUUGUUAUUUCAAGUUAGUAAAUAUUCGAGAACGUAAUUAGAUAUUUGAAAUGGUAGGCAUCCCUGAGGAUAGACCUGAACCCACAAGAAAUUCAAUAAUAAUUUCCGUUUUGAGUACAGUUAUAAAACUUUAAAAUAUGGAUGCACUGUUAUGCGAAUGACCAGAGUUCAACCUAUAACGAAACCCCAAGUCAAUCGAUUAUACUUUCAUUCCUACAACCAGAGUUAGCGUUAGACAUGCAAUGCUGAUGACUUCAGUCCAACUUUUAUGGCUUACCUAAAGCAUUAAAUGAAAGUCAACAUAACCAUUCAUCCGUAAUUGACCCGCUAUAUUCCUCGUAAUGUUUCCAUUUUUCAGGCAAAGGAAGCUUAUCUGGUGUCCGUAAACAUGGGAUUCCACAGUUUACUCUUAUUAGCUUAUCUGGUGCCGGCACAACUCAUGUUCACCGGUCCUUCGGCAGGACCAAGACCAUCAGGGGACUUCCAACAUUGUGGACCCCGUCAGACCAGGUCAACCUCCCGAAGAGGUAUUCAAAGACUGCCGCGCUUCUCUCGGCCUCCAUUGUGACCUUGAACUCCUUCACCUCGCCGACACUUUUGAACGCGAUUCUCUCCGGAUUCACCUUCACGGAGAUUCCCGGCGGCGGUACCACUCGGGCUCUGUAUAUACCUGGUGGGCCGACGUUCGUCACCUUCCUGGUGACGGUCGUCUGGUUGGAGAGCUGCGGGACGCUGAUGGAGGGGUAGUUGAAGUCCAGAAGCUUGGAGGGGCUCUUCGGGCAAGAGAAGGACGCCUCGGAGAACAUGGCGACCUGACUGGAGUUGUACCCGAGGGCGCAGAGAAACAGGAGGUAGUCCUCCACCGUCAGGUCGUAGACAAGGCCCGGAUCCAUGGCGAGGUUCGGACGGACGUGCCCGGCGCCGUAGCUGAACGGGGUGGCUGCCAAGAAUGAGGAAUCGAGUAUGGGCUUCCCCAGGUUAUCUUCGGUCGUCGCUGCAGCAGAGUAAAAGCAGCAAGAGACCAAGAUUAGUUGUCGAAAAACUGGGCAAACUUUCAUACAGCUCUGACUCUGUGCUCACCUGUGGUCAUGAUGGCAGACUUGAUCGCCGCCGGGCUCCAGUCGGGGUACAGGGUUUUGAGGAGUGCGGCGAUUCCCGAGAUAUGGGGGCACGACAUCGACGUUCCUGAUAUCGUGACGUACGGCACCCUCCGCUUGUCGAAGUCCAGGCCCGUUGGACCCACAGCUUCGCUGUAGGCAGCGAUGACGCUGACACCGGGCGCGGUGAUAUCCGGCUGCCACCCAUUCAAACGUCAAGAGAGUGAAUGAUAAGUAUCGAGACAAAAGGAUACAUAUAUAGAUAGAUAGAUAGAUAGACAGGUUGUUAGAUGCAUAGAUAGAAAGAUAGACAGAAACAUAAACAGAAACAUAGUUAGAAACAUAGAGAGAUACAUAGAUAGAUAAAUAGAUGCUAGAUAGAACGAUAGAAAGAUGGAAAUAAAGAUAGGAAGAUAGAUACACAGAAAGAUUGACAGAUUGAUACACAGAUGAAUAGAUAUAUGUAUAUAUAGAGCGAGACGUAGGGAAUGAGGGAGAGAAAGAUGGGGUGAGAGAGAGAGAGAGAGAGAGAGAGAGAGAGAGAGAACGGAGUGAGAUGGGUAAUGGAGGAGAACCUUCAGGAUCUCUGGGGUGAUGAGGUUGGGUCCUUUAGACGAGAAGGCAGCCAUGAAAGGCGAUGGCUUGAUAUUUGUCGCGGUUGCGGGCGCGGUGAUGGUGCCCAGGGGCUUGCUGCAGCCAAACCAGCCUCAUCAGAGGGCGUCGGCUGAUGAGAAAGAGGCACGGAUUAGGGUUGUAAGCUGCUCACCUUGUUGAAAUGAUGUACUUGUAGAGAGUGAUGCCCUUAUGAUAAGAGAGAUGGACGGCGGGGAGGAGGUGGGCGUCUGCGAUGACUUCGUUACCCUGCUCUUCCGAGUUCGCGAGGAUCAUUCCGGCGCCACCGGCGAGGAGCACGGCCUGCCCCUUCUCCACCCUCGCGUUGAUCCCCCGGAGGCACGCCACGAUCUUCCCCUUCACCUUCUCCGGAUCCAGAGAACCCAAGAAGCAGAGCUGCCUGCAAGAACCACCCCCAAAGUCCUCCGUCACUCCCAAUCGGGACGCCACCAAGACGACGAUUAAGAGAGGGAGGGAGGGCCGCGGUCGUCGUUACGCGGCGGUGAGGUUCGAGUUUCCGGCCCGAGCGGCGGCGGAGUUGAUCAGAGGGUAGAGCUUCCCCGCCGGGAGGCUCGUCGCCGAGAGGCUCUCCCCCUGCGAGAAGAACGCGGCGGCAUAGUGAGCUCCCCGAGGAAGAUGACGGAAGGAAGGAAGGAAGGAAGGAGGAGCGUGACCUCGAGCGCCGCCCUGUUGCCGAGGACGGCGGCGGAGGGGAACUUCCGGUCCAUGGUGCUGGCGGCAAUGGUGAAGAUCCACGGGGCGACGUUUGAUAUUGACCCCGAGGCCGGGCCGGAGUUGCCGCCGGAGCAGGCGACGGUGAUUCCAUUCUUCACGGCGUGGAACGACCCGAUGGCCAGCGCGUCGACGGCGUAGUCGCUGGGGUUCCCGCCGAGGGAGAUGGAGAGCACGUCGACGCCGUCGUGGAUGGCGGCGUCGAUGGCGGCGAGAAUGUCGGCGUCGAAGCAGCUUCCGGCGUCUACCGGUUUCCAGCAGACCUUGUACGCCGCCACCCGGGCUCUGGGCGCCCCGCCCUUGGCCGUCCCGUUGCCUAAGCCGAAGAGAUUGACCCCGGGCACGAAGGUACCUGCGGCCGUGGAGAGGGUGUGGGUCCCAUGUCCGUCGAAAUCGCGAGGACUGUUCAACUUGGGGUUAAUGGGCCCCACGGCUGCCACGUACCCCUUGUUGAAAUAUCUGGCCCCUAUCAGUUUCCUGGACCACCAAAAUCUUAGCGUUCAUCAAUUCGAUCGAUAGACCACACCGAAAUCAGAAUUCAAAUCAUGCGUGCCGUCUAAUCAUCCAUUCGAUUGAGCACUGCCCUGUUAUCAGGUUCUAUAUCUUUUUCGAGUGCAACAACUAUUUCAGGAUAUCUCUUUUAUCUUUUAAUUUUUGGGUCGAUAAUUCAGCAAAAAAAAAAUCGUCAGCGUUGACCUCUGUCACUAUCAUAAUAGCUGUAAUUAAACUAUUUAUUUAAUCAAGAGAAAUCAAUAGAAGUUCAGGCCGUUUGAAUCUAUCGGAUAUUUGGUGCACGGAGGCGGCCCGCGUCCACAGGCGAACAGCGUGGAGGGAGAGGGUCGGAUUCACCUGUUGCAGGAGAAGCUCCGGUCGCCGCCGCGGUCGCAGGCCCCCUUCCAUCUCGCCGGAAUAGGCCCCAAGUUGCUGUCGUCGAAGCUGGCGGACUCCGGCCAUACCCCUGCCGGCGGCAGAGCUCAAUGAGAACAAGAGGAGAGAGGGAAAGAGAGAUUGGGAGAAGAAGUACCGGUGUCCAGGCUUCCGAUGAUGGUGUCCUUCCCGAACAUGGCCUUCGUCCAAAUGGAGUUCGGCGGAACCACACCGCCGCUCUCCAGUCCGAGGAAGUUCCAAGAACGCGUCGUUUGCAGCUGCCUUCCCUCGUUUGGGAAUACCGCCAUGACCGCCGGCGACUCUGUCGCGGUGGCAGAGGAGGAUCAGAGCUGGAGGAGCGACGACGAAGGCGAACGAAGGCGAAAGAAGGUGGAAGAGGAGAGGGAGAGAGAGAGAGAGAGAGAGAGAGAGAGAGAGAGCACUGUCCCACUCGAAAUCUCCGCGACCUCCUCGUCUUCGAGCGUUGCGGCGAAGCCAUUGAUGAACCUUGAGUAGGAGUAGAAGAUAGCACCCCGCGCCGCCUCUUCGCUGAAAAAUGCGGAGACAGACGUCAGCCCGAUUCUCAGGAAGAAGAAGAUGCCGCGUGCCGGCCAAUAAAGUGUCUGUCACCUGCCCAAGAAGGAUCCCAGGAAUACGUGGUGGGCGGCCUCCACCUCCUCCGUCCGGACCAGGGAGGCUUCUUCCCCCCUGCGAGAAUGGGUCCCCAUGUAAACGACGUACGACUGCAGAUGAGAGAGAAAGAGUCAGAUUCUGAUCAACAGAGGAAACAAACCAGCAGGAGGAGGCAGUGCUGCCGACCUUCCUGACGGCGGCGGCGGGCCUCUGCGACAACGCGCAUAGAAGAAGCAAGAGGAUAGAGAAAGGAAUCCUCCGAGAGGAGCCCGUCACCGGAGCUCGCCUUCCUCCUCCCUCCAUCCGUCUCUCCCGCACGGCGAUCAGAGAAUCUCCCCCUUCAUGGAGAACAGAUCAUCAUCUUGUAACAGUAAAUGAAGAGCAGACGGAGGAUGUCAACCUCCGCCAGCUCCACUCGGGACGCCGGCGAGCGACGUCAGCGAUGGGGAACGCUCGUAGCUGGAUCUAGAGAUGCCGUCGGUCAUAUCUUCGAUUAAAAUAAUGGAAUCAGGCCGCUUCAAUACGGUGAGACCAGGAAAGAACAAGCUACAUGUGCAUAUGUGGCUUCAAACGACGCCAUUUUCCGCUCUCUUCGGCCACCAGUCAGUGUCGGCUCCGACCCACAUCAGUCAAAGUAUAAACCGUACGCCAUUUCUGACCCCUUUUCAUAAGCUCGGAUGAGGGUUCUCAUCUGCAAGUUACGGGACAACGACUCUUUUCAUAUGAGAGAAACUGAGGCGAAUUGUCAUUGGAGACCAUGGAGUUCAUCUCCAACACUAAGGCGAAGGUUCUCUGCGGCACAGCGACCUUCAUUCUCGAUGGGCCUCCCUCCCCACCGCAAGCGUCUGCGGGCCGGUCCUGGCCUACCUUCAUUCCUCAUAGCAUAAUGGACGGAAUUAGAUCUUAAAGUAUAGAGAUAAUGUUUUGGUAUCAUAUCCCACCUCAUGUGGCGUGAAUUGCAGGGAAUUUCUCUGGGCAAAAACGACAGAGAGAGGAUCCUUCAAUAGAUUUUGCUGAAAAUCCAUGGAUUUUUCAUGAACUGAAAAUAGAUUAUUCGAUUAACCUGGCGACGUCCAUGUCACGAACUUCGAACCUGAGACGAGGAUGGGUUCGAAUUUAUGCCAUCGGAGGAGGAGAUUUGGAGGUGUUGGCUCCGCGCUUAUUUAGGACAGUUGCGGUUUACCCGAUGAAAGAUACGAUCGGAUCCUUGUCGGCGACUCGGUUCGACUCUGGAUUAGCUCGGAACUCGGAGUUGGUGGACCUGGCCACAUCGAGGUCUCCGAGUCGUCCAAGAUGUUGACAUUUUGUCCUCUGGUAAAGGCGUGGACUAAGAGAUUCAACCCGGUGGCAGGUCCGUUGGGCCUAAUCAUUACGGUUGGAUUUCGGGCCAGGCUGGCUAGGGUCACUCGGCCCGUUAUUCAGGGUUUAAGAGGGUUUGAAGGGCGGCCAGCAAACCUAAAGACCAUGUAGACAGUCAGAGAGCGAGAAAGAGAAUGAAAUAAAGGUAGGGAACCAAUGGCCCAAGUCGUAGUCCGCGCGUCAUAAUUUUUUUCUCUUGAAAGGUAGACAGAAAGGGUGAGGCUGGCAAUUGAACAGCCCUUCUUCUUGGAAUUUUCAUGAGGCUGUAGAUUGAUUCAAUUCUUGAUGCUUGUUUGAAAGCAAGGGCAACCAAAGCUCGAAUAGUCCACUCUGAGAUUAGUACCAAAACAUUUGGACAAAAUAAUCUUAUGUUGGCAUAGAACACUCGAAAGGCCACAUUGUUUUGAUAGAAGGAAAACUAUCUAUUCAAUAUGUAAUGUUACUAUUGGAGCUAUAUAGAAGGUAGCCCUAAUGAUUUUUAAGGAAUAGAAAAAAUAGUGUGAGUUUAUAAGAAUGAAAGAAAAUUAGAUACUGAAAAAAGGUUGACAAAGAGCCAACAUCAGCAUAUAAGUAAGCACCAAAAGGCUUGAAGAGUAUUAUGCACCCUAAUAAUGAAUAAAGUAUUUAUAAGAUGAAUGUACAUCAACAUAAUUCCAACUACAUAUCAAUACACCAAUAUUGGAAUAAAGAUGUAGAAUCGAUGAGGGUAAGGUUUGCUUAGUUUUAUUUCAGUUAUUUGAUCAAUAGAGCUGAUGGGUUGUUGAGUGUUUCUAGAAUCGUAAAUGUCGAACCACGAGAUACCACUUUGUUGUGUUUAAAGAUUACCUAAAGUUGUGAGCUUAAGACCAAUUGUUGAAAGCAUUUAGGUUAUUGCAGCCCAAGUCCAAUGGACUCAAAAUGACGGAUUGUAACUAACUGUUGCAUUAUUUGUAGGUAGUGAAACUCAAAGAAGAUAACUUUGAAGACCUGAGCAGGCUGAGUGUCAACCAUGUAAAUUGUAUCUCUCAUAUUUGAUUAAUAUAAUCAUUGGUUAGGUCACUUAACUAUAUUGUUACUCACAUUAGAUUUAUUUGCAUAUUAAGUCAUUACAGAAAUAAUGAUCAAUUCACUCCCACCAUUUAUAUCAUUCAUGACCCCAUGAAAAUAAAUUCUGAUAAUGCUAACAUACUGGAGUAGGAAUGAAUUAAUGAAUAUGAUCACUAAGGUCCAACAUCAAUAUUUCUCCCACCAUACUUCAUUUUAGAACAAAACUUACAAACAAAAGGUUGAUGCUACUUAAACUUGUGUUUUCUAGUAUUUCUAUCAGGAUAUGUACAAUUAUUGAUUAUUAAAAACCAUAUUGUAUUUCAACUUUUUUUAUCAAAAUUGGAAAAAAUAUGUUAAUGCUUUCCAGAGCAUGACAAGGAAAAAAGCUCCCAAAAUGAGAUUCAUUCCACAUCCUUCGAAGCCUGUUAAAUAUUCGAAUGUUAGUUGAACAUAUCUUCCAAUCUGCUAAGUAUCAUACAACCUUUUUUUCUUCACCAUCAACCAACUCAAAUAUCAUCUGUCUCAGAAUCGCUAAAUUUUCAGAGAAGCUCCUCUUUUAACUAGAAAUAAAAAUAUUAGAAAAUCCUUUAGCGAAGUGUGGAAUUAUGUAACUUAUUUAGAUGAUCAUUGACCGUGUCGGCGGUUCAAGCUUCAGGAAACCAAGCCAUGCUACCUAAUCAUGCCACACAGACGCUGGCGUAGCAAGUGUAAUUAGCUCAUACGACGCCAAUGACAAUGGGGCUUCUGACGUUGUGAACGCCGUCCGACCACGUUAAACGGCCGAAGACAUAUGUGCCGGCCUGUGCGCCAGACUCCGCCUUCACCGUGACGCUGAAGAUCUCCUCCUGGCCGUACUUGCUGAAGACGAGGGUUUCCGGAGUUACCUUUACCGAGAUACCUUGUGGGGGAGUCACUUGUGCCGUGUACGUGCCCGGCGAGCCAACGUUCUUCACCUUCCUAUUGACGGUCGUCGGAGCGGAUAGUCGUGGUACGCUGAUGGAGGGGUAGUUAAGGUCGAGGAGCCUAGGAGGAAUCAGCGGACACGCGAAUGGCGUCCCGUCGAAGAUGGCGACCUCCCCCGAGGUGUACCCGAUGGCGCAGAGAAAGCGGAGGUAGUCCUCCACCGUGAGGUCGUAGACAAGGCCUGGAUCCAUGGCGACGUUCGGGCGGACGUGCCCUGCGCCGUAACUGAACGGGGUGGCCGUAAAGAAGAACGAAUCGAGUAUAGGUUUCUCCUGGUUAUCAUCGGUCGUCGCUGCAAGCCGAGUGGACAGCAAUAGAUCCAAAUCAGUUGUGGAAAAGUUGGGUAACCUAUCAUUCAGUGCAGACCCGAAACUCACCGGUAGUCAUGAUUGCGGACUUGAUCGCCGCCGGGCUCCAGUCAGGGUGCAGGGUUUUGAGGAGGCCAGCGACCCCGGAGAUGUGAGGGCACGACAUCGACGUUCCGGACAAUAUGUUGAAUCGAACACGGCGGUUGUCGAAGGAGUUAUCAGAUGGUCCAACUGCCUCCGUGAAGGCAGCGAGAACGCUCACACCUGGAGCAGUGAUAUCCGGCUGCAAGCCAUUCAAUGCACAUAUGAGAACCGGGAAACGACUAGAAAGUUCUGUGGAAGGGACUAGGAGUGAGGGAGGUAGGGAGCGAGGGGGAGAGAGAGAGAGAGAGAGAGAGAGAACCUUAAGGAUCUCGGGGUUGACAGGGUUGGGUCCUCGGGAUGAGAAGGCGGCCAUGAAAGGAGCCGGCUUGGUGCCUACCACCGUGGUAGGUGCGAUGAUGCGGGCGACAGGGUUCCUGCAACCAAGGUGAACGAUCAAUCCCAGAAACAAUCUUGUCAAACUCCGUAAUAUAGGUGUCAAUAGUUCAAUUUAAUCAGCAAAAAAUUCUAUUUGCGGUUUAAAACUGAGGUUUUUGAAAUCCAUGAGUAAAACAAUGUGCAUGCUAGUUAAAAAAUAGAAACAGUAUUGAUAAUACAGGAAUAACAUGAAAUAUUUGUUAAAUGAAGGAAAAAGCUGAAAUAUUGACGUUUAACAUUGAUUGUCCAACUUAGUUCAGAAUUUACGGUAUUCUGAUUGGAAACUAGACUAGGUUUCAAUACAACUCAGAAUUUAAGCCCUAAUAUUGACGUUAAGUCAGUAAACCUGCAUCAGAAAAUGUAGUGAAAUCCAUGACGAUGCAGCUGGAAUCGUGAUAAUAUGAGCUAAAUUCACUAUAAAUCUACCAUAAAUUAGACAAUUCUUAGGCGAUUAUGACUAAAGUAGUCCAUUGUGGGCGUAGAUCGGUUUUGCAGUCCUCUAAGAUUUGAUUGUUGAGAUUUGAUGUGGGUCGCGAGUUGUCAAUGAUAUGCUUUUCUAGAGAUAGAGGAGGUUUGGACAUCCAUAAUAAAGUAAGAAGAGAGAGGUGGAGGGUCGCGGGUGUCUGGUUGGUGGCUCAUAAGUGAGUGCAGUGAUUCUCGCUUGGGCUCGGUUUUGGCUGUAGAUAGCAGAGAAUAUUGACUGAAUUACUUACGCGAAAGAAUUGCUGUAGUUGUAGAGGAUGAGGCCGUCUUUAUAUGAUAACCCUACGGCAGGAAGGACGUGAGGGUCGGCGGGUACAUGGUUCGCCCGGAUGGCAGGAUUUGUAAUGAUCACCCCGACGCCGCCGGCGAGGAGCACCGUCUGGCCUUUUUCCACGUUCGAGACGUUCCCCCGUAGGCAGGCCACGAUCUUCCCCUUCACCUUCUCUGGAUCCAGCGAGCCCAAGGAACAGAGCCGCCUGAGAGGGAUCCAAAGACAAUUCAGUAGCAAGAACACACGGUCAAAGAUGGAGGAAACAGGGUGGUCGUUCUUACGCCUCGUCGAGGGUAGAAUUUGCAGCGCGAGCGUCGACGCUACUGAUCAGAGGAUAGGAUUGGUCCGCCGGGAGACUGGAGGCGGAAAGGCUCUGCCCCUGGAGGAAGCACGCACGAAUGGAGAAGACGACAGAGUGAGCUUCGAGAAGACGACCGAAGAACGAACAACUGAGGAACGGUUCUGAGGGGUGGCCGAACCUUGAGUUGUACCCCGCUUCCGAGGAUAGCAUAAGAGAUGAACUCCCGGUCCAUGGUGCUUGCUCCCACAGUGAGGAUCCAUGGCGCGACGUUCUCCACCGUUCUCCAGAAGGGACCCGAGUUCCCGCCGGAGCCCACCACGGUGAUCCCGUCCUUCACGGCGUGAAACGACCCGAUGGCAAGCCCAUCCUUAAUGUAGUCGCUGGCUCUGUGGCCAAGGGACACAGAGAGCACGUCUACACCGUCUUCAAUGGCUUGAUCGAAGGCGGCCAGGAUGUCGGCGUCGAAGCACCUCCCGCCUUCUGUGGGGCCCCAGCACACCUUGUACACCGCCACCCGGGCGCUGGGCGCCCCGCCCUUGGCCGUGCCGUUGCCGAAGCCGAAGAUACUGGCGUCCGGCACGAACCGGCCGGCGGCGGUGGCGAGCGUGUGUGUACCAUGGCCGUCAGUGUCACGGGAGGUGAUCUGGCUGGCGGUUAACGUUCCCCCGGCGGCUAAAUAUCCCUUGUUGAAGAACCGGGCCCCGAUCAGCUUCCUAGGUCAAGGAAAUUGCAACAUUUGUCGAUCUCAUUAACGGUAAUAGUAACACAUCAAUCGAAAUCGUAUUAACGGGAAAGCAUUGGUGACUGACUGCGAUAGCACUGGUCCACACGGUGGGAAGAGCAACUACGUGAAGGUAGAUGGAUGGAGGGAAAACGAUGGCCAAACCAGUGACGGUGACUGGCCAUCUAUCGUUCUCGGUUUGAAACAUUAUAUCGUUUGAGUAUGAUGCUGGUGAUUGCAAUGUUAAUGACGAUGCUUUCAAGGAGCACUGAACAUACCUAUUGCAGCGAAUGGGAUCGCUGGGGCUGCUCUCGCAGGACCCCUUCCACCUCGACGGGAUAGGCCCCAACCCGUCGUCAUUAAAACUUGCCGACUCCGGCCACACCCCUGCGCGGAAUCCGGUCAGAAACCCAGUAGAUAACGGAAGGUCUGUGCAGUUUUUAUGGGUCAACUGGUUUCCUCUCAGAUAAUGACUGAGAUAGGUAGAUAGGGUAGAUAGAUGGAUAGAUGGAUGGAUAGAUAGAUAGAUAGAUAGAUAGAUAGAUAGAUAGAUAGAUAGGGGAAAGAGAGAGAGGGAAAAAGAUGGCGGAGAAAGCAAAUCGAGGAGAGGAGAGGUUAGGGUGGAUUACCAGUGUCAAGAUUCCCGAUGAUUGUAUCCUCUCCGAGCCUUGCCUUCCUCCAUAUGGAGUCAUCAGGGACAAUCCCAUCGCUCUCCAGCCCUAGGAAUUCCCAUGAGCGCGUCGUGUGCAGCGCAUGCAUCUGGUUGGGGAACACCGCUAUUACCGCCGGUGACUCUAUAAAUAUCAAAAGCGAAGGAUAAUUAGCAGGCUGCAGUUCAGAGCUACCAAGGGAAAGAGACGGAUGAGGCUGGUCGAAGAGUCCAACUAGAUAUCUCCAUCGCCUCCUCCUCCUCGAGGUGUGCGGCGAAUCCAUUGAUGUGCCUCGUGUAGGAGUAGAAAAUAGCGUCCCGCGCCUUCUCCUUGCUGCAUCAACAGUCGAUGCCCAAGAAUUGAGUAAUGUUAACUAAAAAAGAGAUAGUGAGGAGGGAGAACAUAUGCCCAUUAUUUUCGAAUGAACGUUCAGUUACCUGCCCACGAAGGGUUCCAGGAACUCGUGGUGGGAUACUGUGACCACAUCCGUCUGUAACAAGGGCACCUCUUCUCGGCUGUGAUGAUGCCCCCCCAUAUAUACAACAUACGACUGCAAGGCAGAAACAGGAAACCCAUCAAUAGAAAGAUUGAUGAGGAGGCUCGAGGAACCAAAAAAAGGGGAGACCAGAUAAGUGUUACUUGCCUUCCUGUUGGCGGAGGUCGGUGUCUGCAGCAGUGCACAGACAAGGAGCCAUUGAAGUGAGAGAAGAACCUUCCGAGGGGAAGAACCCAUCUGCAGAGUUCCCGUUCUCCUCUCCCGUCCUCUCCUCCGUUCGGCCGAGAGAGGAUACCUAACUGGUUGUACUUCGUAAGAUGGAAAACCCUGUUAAUAAUUGGUUUUAAAUUGCGUAUGACGCAAGGAUUACUUAUUAGGACAGGGCCUGACCCUCCUGAAUAAACCCUGAACAAUAUCCUAAAACAACAGCACGUUGCCCCAAUGUCAACCAAGAGGAGAAAAGGAAACAACGAGGAACCCCACGAAAAAAAUUUGGCCCAACUGCUAAGGCCUCUUAUUUCAGGAACUCUCACCGUCAUCUCGCGAAGAAUCAGUCUUUCCGCGUUGUAGUGCAACUUCUCACACGCCAUGUUAGCGCGACAUCUCACGCGCUAAGUGAUCACUCGGCCGGUGAAGUCGGCAAAUGACACGCUAUAGGCAGGCCAAAGAGUCAACGGAGGCAUGCUGCUGCUCGUCUCCCCCAGUUUCGUUUCCACCUCAAUGGGUCGAGACCCAGAUUGUCCAUUAAGGUAGCCGGAGAUCGGUUGCUGAAAAAUGUUUUCACAAAUAUAGAGAAAGGGAAAUAGAGGUAGGGAAAUAGGCCAAGUCCUGAGCUCUCGAGGAAGAUUUUUCUCCCUGGAAAGGUACACAUAAAGGGCGAGUCCGGCGACCGUACAUAAAAGUGUGUUGAGAGUCGUUAGCUCAAGGCCUUCUUCUCGUCUUCUUUCAUGGGCCCAGAUGGAUUCAGGUCUUGAUCCUUGUUUUAAAGAAAGGGAAACCAGUGCUCAGGCACAACUUGGAAGCAACCUAUGAUAGGAUCUCGUUUUACAGGGUGACAAUUGAAUUGCUGAAUCUUGAUUUUAUCGCAUUAAAUAACUAAAAGUCUUGAAGCCUUCAUACGUGUCCACGAAGUUGAUUAAUGCCUAAACUGGGAAACCAUAUGGCAGGGCCAUGAUGUAUCUAUACUGACAUUGAACUACAAUACAUAGAACGGAGAUUGUUUCCUCCCAAGUCGCUUGGAUAACACAUACGUUCAGAUAUGACAAUUAUACAGCAUUACAUGAGAAGCACCAGAACAAACACUUGAAACAGAUCCACUGAUGUGGUUGUAAGACAAUCUUCAAGCGUCAAGUUCGAGAAUUCAACAAAAAAGUACAAUGUAAACAAUGAAGACAUAAAGAUAAUGCUUCCUAAAGGGUGUAGGUCACCAUCAUAUUCUCCCCAAUUCUGAUUAUAUCCUCUAAAAUGUCCCUCAUAUUUAAUAAUAAAUCAGCCAUGAAAAUACUCUAUUGAUCUUCUAUCAAAUCAAAGAUUGUUUCAUCCUCAGUCCUCAUCAUUAACUGUGCAUUUUUAUUUUCCUUCAAAUUUUUAUGUUUUUAAUGUUGGAUUUUAGGCUACACUAAGAUUAAGCAGGGUGGUUUGAAUUGUUCUACUUCAAAUUUUGACUAUGUUCUACUAAAAUUUAUUAGGUAUUCCUAAUUUCAACAAUCUUCUCCCUCAAAUUCCAACUCACAUGAUCUUUCUAGAUCUAAAUGUGUGUUAAGUAUAUUUUUCAUUAGUUAAUACUUAAAAUAUAUUAUUAAAUAACUAUUAACUCAUGAUAAUUAAAACUUAUUACUAACUUUCACAAAUUAUUUAUGAAGUUUAAAAAGAGAUUUUGUUAUGAUUUAAGUUCUGCAUGAGAGGUUUAUGCCAAGCACUAUUACAAAAGUACAUGAUUGUAGUAUGAGACUUUGGGAAGAUAUUGAAAUGGAUUGGUUCUAUGUCAUUGAUUUGCCGAAUGAGCUUUACUUUCAAUAUUUUGCACUUAGUUGCAUAUCAAGAUCAAUCAGCUAUUUCUAGUGAUCCAUUUGAGCCUGAUCCAUUAUCAGUGAACUAGAAACCAAGCAUCCUGGAGUCAUAUUUCCUACAUGGUAUGAAAAAAUAGACAAUAUAUUGGAUGAAAACUUAUCUCUAUUAGAAGAGAUGAGUUUCAGUGCCUCUUUGUAUGCUGGAAAGAACAUCUACCAUCAUAUAAUUCAUGGAUCUUUCAAGAGGAGCUAUGACAUUUGGACCUAGAUCUUCUCCCUCAUUAGCAAGAUUGAUCUAGCAUACACUUGACAAAGACAUGUUCUUUCCAUCCUAGGAGAGUUGGUGAUGGACAACAGUGCACCAGCUCAAGUGCAUUUAGAAAUGAUUUCUAUUAUUAUUAAUUCUUUCAUUUUUUAUUUCUUUAUUUUGUUUCUGAACUCUAUAAAUACGCUCAUAAUCCUAGUACAAGAGUAUAGAAGAAUUUGAGAGAAACUACCUAUUCACUUUGUGAAUGAGAGGCUAUGAAGGCUAUGCAUCACUGCUUUUUGAAGGGGCAACUAUGAAGGUCACGCAUACUUUCUAUGUGAAGGAGAGGCCAUGAGGGCUGCUAUCUACCCACUAUCAUAACCCACCAUCACUGCCACCAACAUUAUCUUCUAUUGGCCCCAUCUCUACCCAUCACUACCACCAAAAUCAUCAUCUACUGCCAACUUUACCAUCUAUUGCCACCAUCUCCACCUUACACCAUCACCAUCCAUUGCCAUUGCCCCAUCCCUAACUCCACCUCUGCAUGUUCCACUGCUCCGACCCUCCUUACCUCUGCCUCUGCUAUUCGGCCACUGCCACCAUCCCUACCUUCGCCUCCACCCAUUCUAUCACUGUUACUGUCCCAACCUCUGCCUCUGCCUCUACCAUUCCACCACUGUCACUAUCCUUCCGACCUUCUGCGGCCCAUGCUGUCACCACUGUCUCUGCCUUCUAUCAUUACAACUAUUAGUCAACAUUCAAACUUGAUGGUUAAUGAUAGCUGAUAAGUCAAAUAUCACAAGUGAGACCCUAUUUCUUCUUGUGACCCUCCAUCAAGUAGUCAUCUACUUUGGUGAUAGGGUUAUCUUUGAACUCUACAUCUUUUCAUACUUGAGUCCCUUGUUCUGUUAGUAUAUUUUCUUACAAUAUCGUCAUUGAGUGAUCUUAGAUUGGUCACUUUCAUACAUAGCUGGUGGUGAGGGUAGAGAGAUGACCCACUUGAUUUGCAGUUAUCAAUUUGUGGACAAUGGAGCAUUGUAAUCUCUUGGAAUUCUUUAGUCACGUCGUUCGAAUUCCUUUCAAUUCUUGUGGAAACACUCGAAUUUAUCUUUGUCAAUCCUCCUAGAUUUCUUAGAUCUCAUGUAAGAGUCAGGUCUAGGUUACUAGUCUAGGGUGAUUUAAUCUUUCAUCAUCUUGACAUACAUCUUUUCCCUUUUAUUUUUUUUAAGACAUGAGUAACAGCCAUACAAAGGGAUCUAACCCUUUAUAGCAUAUACUCUACAUUUUUCUUCUGACUUCAUACAUGUUUUCUCUCCUAUGUUUGGUGUUCAACUUCUAGGUGACACAUCAAGAGUAUUUUGUGAUGCCGACAAUACUGACCUUACUUUCUUCUGAUCAAAUUUCUUAGUUGCAAAUGGUUGAUGAUCUAAUUUUUUAUUUCUAUGGAUCGUAAGACAUCAGACUAUAAUUUAAAUGUAGAAGAUCUUGAACCAAACAAUGUUUCCAACAGUUUGGAUCAUGAGCAGGUGCCAUUCAAUUUGCAAACAAACUCUACUUUGAGUUUCUUGAUGAUCUUUUUGUCUCAAUUUUUGUGGAUCAACUUGAAAACUAGUAAUAUUAAAGAUUAAUUAGUAAAAAAUUCAUCACAUAACUAUCUUAAUUUGACACCCUACCUUACAAUGAUUAAGGCAAUAAUUAACUUCAAAUAGUAUUACAACUUUAAAUAUGAAGGAAAUUUUGAUAACAUAUUAAUUGGAUUAGUUUUAGUAGUAGUUUUGUACACAAUAAUUUAAUGUUUGUGAACAAUGUUGCCAGUAAAAUGAAACUUUACAUCAAUACAUUUUAUCCUUUCAUGAUACUUCUGAUCUUUAGCUAAAUGAAUAGCACUUCAAUAAUGACAAUAGACAAUAGUUAAUUUUUUACAUGAAUUUAAAUUCACAUAAAUAAAUUAACCAUAACUUCUAUUAUCACCCUUAUAAUUUUUAUGAACUCUACUUUUGGAGUAGAUAGUAAAAUAAGCUAAAAAGUAACUUUUUUUUUACUAACAAUAUAGUGACAAGAAAUUUGCAAACUUAAAAUCAACAACAAAAGGGAGCAACAAGUUUUGUAUCCAAAAAAACAAAAAGCUUGAUAUCUCAAAUGGCAAAACAUUCUUUCUAUUAUUGCAUAGCAUUCCACAUUCCAAAUUUAAGCUUAACUUUAUUGUGCUCCUCUUCAGUCUACAUUAUUGCAUUAAGCUUUGUCUUUGCUAGGUUCAUACACCAUGCCUAACUAGUUUAGUGCAGAACAAUUGCCCUAACUAAUGCACUUUGACUCCAAUUAGUUCAAUAUCUAAAGAGCACAUCUUCCACUAAACUGGGGCCUUCCAAAGUCUUGUCUUCUACAGGUUUCAUAGACAAUUCAAGCUCAUGUGUAGUUUAUAAUUUUUGAUAAUAUUGGUUUGACAUCGAGGAUUUCUUAUCCAUCAUCAUAGACCAAGGCCAAUGAAUCCAGCCUAUCUAAAUACAUCAGAACUUAUGAUGCUCUUAUGAUCAGUAAUUGUUAAUUUCCGGUGAGCACAACUUCACCCAAGUGGGAAGCUUUCUUGCUCCUUGUUUAGGUUUCGAAUAUAAGUUCAUGAUUCCUUCAAUCUGCAAUAUUGGAGCAUACUUCAAUGUGAUAUCAUCUGAUCUACAUGAGUUAUCCUAAUCAUGGAACUUUGAUAACGAGUAUGGUCCAAGUUGAUUGGUAAACAUGGGAUUCUGUAAUUUCCUCUUAUUAGCAUUUCGGACGUUAAGAUUUCCGAGCAAUACAGAGACAGCUCAAGUUUUUAACCUGUUCUUGGGCCGAAUCAAGACCACCAGGGGGCUUCCAACAUUGUGGACCCCGUCAGACCAGGUCAACCUCCCGAAGAGGUAUUCAAAGACUGCCGCGCUUCUCUCGGCCUCCAUUGUGACCUUGAACUCCUUCACCUCGCCGACACUUUUGAACGCGAUUCUCUCCGGAUUCACCUUCACGGAGAUUCCCGGCGGCGGUACCACUCGGGCUCUGUAUAUACCUGGUGGGCCGACGUUCGUCACCUUCCUGGUGACGGUCGUCUGGUUGGAGAGCUGCGGGACGCUGAUGGAGGGGUAGUUGAAGUCCAGAAGCUUGGAGGGGCUCUUCGGGCAAGAGAAGGACGCCUCGGAGAACAUGGCGACCUGACUUGAGUUGUACCCGAGGGCGCAGAGAAACAGGAGGUAGUCCUCCACCGUCAGGUCGUAGACAAGGCCCGGAUCCAUGGCGAGGUUCGGACGGACGUGCCCGGCGCCGUAGCUGAACGGGGUGGCCGCCAAGAACGACGAGUUGAGUAUGGGCUUCCCCAGGUUAUCUUCGGUCGUCGCUGCAGCCGAGUAGUGACAGCAGACCCAGAUCAGUUUUUGAAAAACUGGGCAACCUUUCAUACAGCGCCGACUCGGAGCUCACUCACCGGUGGUCAUGAUGGCAGACCUGAUCGCCGCCGGGCUCCAGUCGGGGUGCAGGGUUUUGAGGAGUGCGGCAAUUCCUGAGAUGUGGGGGCACGACAUUGACGUUCCCGAAUUCGUGACGUACGGUACCCUCCGCUUGUCGAAGUCCAGGCCCGUAGGACCCGCAGCUUCGCUGUAGGCAGCAAUGACGCUGACCCCGGGUGCGGUGAUAUCCGGCUGCCACCCACUCAAACGUCAAGAGCACGAACAAUAGGUAUCGAGAAAUGAUGUCCGUAAACCUGAAUGUAUACGGUACAUCUAUAUAUCUAUAUAGAUACAUAGACAGAUAGAGAGAGGGAGAGGGAGGGAGAGAGAGAGAGAGAGAGAGAGAGAGAGAGAGAGAGAGAGAGAGAGAACGGAGUGAGAUAGGUAACGGAGGAGAACCUUCAGGAUCUCUGGGGUGAUGGUGUUGGGGCCUUUAGACGAGAAGGCAGCCAUGAAAGGCGAUGGCUUGAUAUUUGUCGCGGUUGCGGGCGCGGUGAUGGUGCCCAGGGGCUUGCUGCAGCCAAACCAGCCUCAUCAGAGGGCGUCGGCUGACGCGAAAGAGGCACGGAUUACGGUUGUAAGCUGCUCACCUUGUUGAGUUGAUGUACUUGUAGAGAGCGAUGCCCUUCUGAUAAGUGAGGUGGACGGCGGGGAGGAGGUGGGCGUCUCCGAUGACUUCGUUACCUUGGGCUUCGGAGUUCGCGAGGAUCAUUCCGGCGCCACCGGCGAGGAGCACCGCCUGCCCCUUCUCUACCCUCGGGUUGAUCCCCCGGAGGCACGCCACGAUCUUCCCCUUCACCUUCUCCGGAUCCAGAGAACCCAAGAAGCAGAGCUGCCUGCAAGAACCACUCCAAAAGUCCUCCGUCACUCCCAAUCGGGACACCACCAAGACGACGAUUAAGAGAGGGAGGGAGGGCGCGGUCGUCGUUACGCGGCGGUGAGGUUCGAGUUUCCGGCCCGAGCGGCGGUGGAGCUGAUCAGAGGAUAGAGCUUCCCCGCCGGGAGGCUUGUCGCGGAGAGGCUCUCGCCCUGCGAGAAGAACGCGGCGGCAUAGUGAGCUCCCCGAGGAAGAUGACGGAAGGAAGGAAGGAAGGAAGGAGGAGCUUGACCUCGAGUGCCGCCCUGUUGCCGAGGACGGCGGCGGAGGGGAACUUCCGGUCCAUGGUGCUGGCGGCAAUGGUGAAGAUCCACGGGGCGACGUUUGAUAUUGACCCCGAGGCCGGGCCGGAGUUGCCGCCGGAGCAGGCGACGGUGAUUCCAUUCUUCACGGCGUGGAACGACCCGAUGGCCAGCGCGUCGACGGCGUAGUCGCUGGGGUUCCCGCCGAGGGAGAUGGAGAGCACGUCGACGCCGUCGUGGAUGGCGGCGUCGAUGGCGGCGAGAGUGUCGGCGUCGAAGCAGCUGCCGGCGGCUACCGAUUUCCAGCAGACCUUGUACGCCGCCACCCGAGCUCUGGGCGCCCCGCCCUUGGCCGUGCCGUUGCCAAAGCCGAAGACGUUGACCCCCGGCACGAAAUUGCCGCCGGCGGUGGAGAGGGUGUGAGUCCCAUGCCCCUCAGUGUCCCUGGGACUGUUCAGACUAGCGUUGAUGGGCCCCACGGCCGCCACGUACCCCUUGUUGAAGUAUCUGGCCCCAAUCAGCUUCCUGGACCACCAAAAUCUGACCGUUCAUCCAUCCGCUCGGGCCGUCCAAUCGGGAUCUAGAACGAUCGGUUCUGGGUUCUAUAUUUUUUUUCCAAGUGCAGCAAUAACUUCAUGGUAGCUAUUGUUAUUGUUUUAUUUGUGAACAGAUAAUUAAGCAAAAUAAAGAUCGUUACCGUUGACCUUAUCAUCAUUGUCAUCGACUUCGUCAUCGCUGUAAAUAAACUAUUUAACGAGGAGAAAAUGGUAGAAUUUCAGGGGCGUUGAACUUUUGGGAUAUUGGCCCUCUCAAGUACGGCGGUGGGCUCCUCCACAUCGCGGGCGGCCCGUCCACAGACGAAAAGCGCAAGGAGAAGGGACGGUCGAAUUCACCUGUUGCAGGAGAAGCUCUGGUCGACGCCGCGGUCGCAGGCCCCCUUCCACCUCGCCGGAAUGGGCCCCAAGCCGCUGUCGUCGAAGCUGGCGGACUCCGGCCACACCCCUGCCGCCGGCGGAGCUCCAUGA